Molecule: messenger RNA, 1567 nt
Organism: Cololabis saira (Pacific saury)
Lineage: Eukaryota; Metazoa; Chordata; Actinopteri; Beloniformes; Belonidae
Exons: 4
Coding region: 666-1331 (221 amino acids)
Source: RefSeq, a predicted model, not a curated record
CAAAAACGAAAAAAUGAAAAAGUGACUGGUUAUUUUGUUUUUUGUUUUUAUAAUGAAAAACAAAAAACGGAAAAACGGCUGGUUUUUCAUAUUUCAAUUUUAGGCACAGAUCAAAAAUACGAAAUCGAAAAACGGGACACAGAACUGAAUUUGAUUUUAAUAUUUAAUUUGUCGGGUUUACGUGACCCGGAAAUGGCUCUGUACGCGGCAGUUCGGGUAACCAUGGCAACCAUAGCGGCGCUGGAACAACACAUUAAGGAUUAUUUUUUAAAGAUUGAUUAAGGACUUGUUCCACAGCGGUUUGACGUACAAAGAUAUUUUCCUGCACGUUGCAGCAGAUGAGCACAGGAUGCGCGCCCAUUGUUGCGGCGCGGCGGAAGAAGCGGAAGAAGUUGUAUGAGUUUGACUAGAGCGAGGGAAGAUUUGUUUCUUAAGUUGCGUUAUUGGAGUUGCAGUAACGUUAUAGAAGAACAACAUGCCCACCAGCUGUUAUGUGUACGGGUGUACAAAUAGAAAUCCCGAGGAACAUAAAUUUUUUGCAAUUCCCAGAGGAAACAGGCCAUUUAAAAGCACCGUAGCGGCUGUGGCUGCAAGUAAAAGAACCGACUGGACCGAGGAUCAUCAAGAAUGCCCGCGUUUGCAGUGCUCAUUUCAUAUCUGGUGAGAUGUCACUGGACCACGACAGUCCUGAUUUUGUGCCCUCUAUUUUUUCAUACACUAAACAAAACCAAAACCCCGAUGCAAAGAUCAAAAGGUACCAAAGAAAAAAGAAAUGGAGUGAAAGACUUCUGUUUGCUCCACCAAAUCAACCUGCUCCGGCUCCUGGAGCUCCAGAGGAAGUCACCGGCAUGGAUCACAGUCCUACUGUUCUCUUUUCUGCUAAAGCUGAAGAGGACAUCCCAGUCACGAGGACAGAAUACAAUGACCUGAACCUGAGGUACACCGAGCUGAAGAGUGACCACGUCAACCUGCAGGAAAAGUAUCAACAGCUGCGAGAUGAAAAUGAGAGACUUAAAGAGGAGCUGAAGAAGUCGACAUUUUCAUACUCAAAUAUUAAGUGCAACAUGGUACAACUGUUGUUUAUCACUGGAAUAACAUCUGUGCUCUUUGACUGGUUGUGCACCAAAAUUGCAGGAAGUGUAAAAAUAUUCAGCAACAAGCUCUCUCUACAGGAUCAUCUUUUGAUAGUGUUAAUGAAAUUAAGGUUGCAGCUCAUGGUGCCACCCUUCACAUUGCAGCUUUCACCAAAGGCAAACAGCAACUUUCUGCACAGGAGGUCGACACAUCAAGACAACUGUCACGUGUCAGGAUACAUGGCGAACGUGUUAUAGGGAGAUGGAAGAACUGUCACAGGCUGACCUUCUAGAUGAUAUUGUUAUUGUGUGUGCUAGUCUCACAAACCUUAGCAAAAGUGUUGUUCCGAAAAAAUCUAAGAAAUAAGGGUUCUGAAUAAUAACAUCAAGUCUUGACAUUUUUUUAUUUUCUCAUCAGUGAUUUGGAGCUGUGACUAUGAAUUGAAUAUCAGCCAUUAAUGAUUUACUUGACUAUUAAAGUUUUGCUAAUAAAC